GUUGGAGUCUGCUGGAUGGAUUCAUGAUUUCUCAACUCCAUCCUCCUUUGGGCUCUUCGUCACAUCUGGGUGCUAUGCGCCACUUGGUAUACUCAUUGCCUGGACGUCCCUCGAUCCGGAGCCACACCGCUAUAUCCCGGUGGCGACCUCAGUCUGCCCGUUCAUUCUGCAGAAGCGCGCGACUCGCGUCAGUGAAAUUUAGCAACUAUACCGUCGACAUACCGGUAGGAAAUAAUGGGCACAUUAAACUAGAAAUCAUCCAUCCAAGUAGUGUCCCGAUCCGGAAUGGAGAUGUGAUCAUCCAUCUACCACCAGGUCCGCUGUUCACGCAGCCUGAAAUCGCUGAAAAACAAGCAUCUAAGCCUCCGAAGCAACAGGGCAAGGAUGAAGUCUUCCCUUGGGAAAUUGAAGAUGCCCCCAACACCUCGCUGGAACAUGCUUCCUCACCCAGCACUUUCAAAACAAUCGUAACUAUCAACUACCGACUGGGCCUCUCCCUAAGUCGACCCUCAUCAAGCGCAUCUCAAGAUGCACCCACCAGCACAGGGCCAGAAACGCGUGAUCCAGUCUACUACCAGUUUCCGACGCCAAUACACGACACCCUGGCCGGGUUCGACUGGAUCCAGCAGAACCUGCAACCCCGGCGCGUCGGAGUUACGGGUACGCACAUAGGCGGCUCGCUAGCCCUGAUGCUUGCUCUUACAGAAGCACAAACCAUCCACGCCGUCGCAGCCCUCGAGCCGGUGUGCAACUGGGCCGACCUUGACGACCACUGCAUGCCCGACCUGUCCGAUAUCGAUGACACAGGGCUGAGUCUUCCGACAGAAGCCACGACAGCGGCCGUCAAGCCCGGGGCAAAGCGAACCGCAACCACCAGUAAUCGCAACCCACCCGCGGCUUCCAGCGAUCUGGUCCGCCUUCUCGAAGCCCGAAAAUCCUUUUUUACAAGCCCGGAACGGUACUUCGACGCCUUCGCCUCCCCGAUGCUCUUCCUCCGUCCCGCCGGCAAAAGCGUUCCCCUCUUAUUCCCCGAUUAUCUGACCGGCCCGGGGUAUCCAAUCCCCGUCCCUCGACAGAAGUCCGAGCAGGAACUCUUCGAGGAAAACGUCCAGAAAUACUUCCCCGGCUUCGCGGACAGCAGCUUGCCGGCAUCAAUAGCGCGCCCCAAGCCGGCUGAGCUGCUCUUAUAUCUCGACAAAAAGGCUAUCGCCGACGCCAAAAAGGCCGCCAGGGAGGCCGCCAAGUUGGCCGCGAUGAAGUGGACGAAUCAGGGCACCAUCAUCCACAGGAAAAAGGUCCUCCGAUGGCCGUCGUAUGGGCCCGAUGACGACGGUGAUGAGUCGGCGGACCCGGAGGAAUGCCCGCCCGAAGAGGGCCUGCCCCCAGAAAUGAUUUUCCCAGGAACGACGCUCCCAGAAUUCACACCCCCAGACGUGACGCUACCGUGGGUGCGGAUCUACACUCGCGGCGACGUGGUCAACCGAAUGAAGCCCGAAAAACCUACCCGGAUCAGCAUCAAAGACAGGCGCGAAUUCCUGGCACAUAGAAUGAGAAAACGCGCAGACUGUAUCCUGACUCACCAGGCGGUCGAGAUGGUGGAUACCAUGCGGCGGGCCUGUUUCUGGGGCCGGGAGAAGGCGAUCCGCGAGAAGAGAGUCUCAUGGGUGGAGGUCAAGGAGUCGGCCUGGCCCGACUCGGCGGAGAGAUAUGCCGGGAAUUGGUUAUUGGAGGUGAUGAACGGGCCGGAAAAGGACCUACCUGUAAAGAAACCGGAUUCACCUUCUACUUAGAAACUCGGAUAGCU
Aspergillus homomorphus CBS 101889 is the source of this 1804-nucleotide messenger RNA. RefSeq lists its product as uncharacterized. The transcript is spliced from 2 exons. Bases 75 to 1790 code for a protein of 571 amino acids. The record is from RefSeq and is a predicted model, not a curated record. NCBI's taxonomy places the organism in Eukaryota, Fungi, Ascomycota, Eurotiomycetes, Eurotiales, Aspergillaceae.